GCAGGCCGCUGAGCUCUACGCAGAACUGAAGGGCGACGCCUGGAUUCAUGCAGAGGACCUCGACCCGACGGAGCUUCAGAAUGACGAAGGGGUCCAAACGCUCCUCGAUUUCCUAGCAUAUAAGUUCGACGACGAGAAGGUGAUGGAGCUUGGGUCCGAGCUCAAAACUUUCUUCACACGCAUGCGCCGCGACAGCGGCGAAGAGAUCAGGGUUUUCAUCAACCGCUUCGACACGCAGGUCUCGAGACUUAAGACAAUGCAUAUUGAGUUCCCAGAUCAAGCGCUGGCGUGGUUGCUCAUGUGGUGGCUUGGCCUGCCGCCAAAUCGAGAAGCUGGAGUGCUGAACGCCAUUCAGAAUAAAUACGAGCUCAAGCCUUUACAAAAGCAGACGUUGCUUAACGUGCAGGAGGACCUCGAGGUGUACGAGACCCAGGUAGACGACGAUGACCUGCCGGAGGAGUUAGUUGAGGAGCACGAGGAUGCGGAGGGCUCGGACCGCGUCAAGAAGCUAAGGGCGAGGACCCUUUGCGCAGCGCGCCGGAAGCUGAGGCACUGGAACGGCGACCCCGAGUGUACAGGAGCGCCAAGUAGGGCGCGCAUGGCGACUGCCGACGACCAUGACGAAGACGACCAGCGAUCAGAGCAGUUUCCCACGAGCUGGAGUAGCAAGGAAAAACAUAUCGAGAAGCAGACGUUCUUCAUCAACAACCGCGUGCUGAUGACCAGCACGGGCAGCGUGAACGUCAUCACGGCUACGAAAGAGGAGCUGCUGCAGCAGUGCGGCGGCAAACUGUUACCAGACUCGCGCUGCGCCAAGUCCGUUGGAGGACAGGUUUGGCAUGGCGACAUCAAGAAGCGGCUCGCGAAGGUGGGUCUCGAGCCGAUCGAGUUUGACGAACAUGAAGUCUUCAGGCUCGGCGCUGGAAAGCCAGUCGCGAGCACGAUUGGAGCGCUGGUGCCGCUCGCAGUGCGCGGACGUCCCUUCGCGCUGAGAACAUCCACCGUGCCGUGCCUGGCCCCCGCGCUGCUGUCGCAGAAAGCUCUUGGUCAGCUGGGAACAGCGCGCGACCGUGAGGUGGAGGCUGGCGAGAGCGCCAUGACGUUCAGGAAGCUGGGAGUCUCCAACCUCGACCCCGGGCAGACCAAGAGCGGACGCUCGAGUUUCGACGUGCUGGAGCUCGACAGGGCUCACAUUUUUACCAUGGCUCCAGACGUGGGCCCCGGCCAGACAGAGAUCAG
Molecule: messenger RNA, 1239 nt
Organism: Prorocentrum cordatum
Lineage: Eukaryota; Dinophyceae; Prorocentrales; Prorocentraceae
Source: the annotation of a GenBank genome assembly